Messenger RNA from Cryptotermes secundus, 3703 nucleotides. Its product is annotated as intraflagellar transport protein 22 homolog. Lineage: Eukaryota; Metazoa; Arthropoda; Insecta; Blattodea; Kalotermitidae. The transcript is spliced from 4 exons. Bases 266 to 853 code for a protein of 195 amino acids. Gene Ontology annotation, cellular component: endomembrane system. Gene Ontology annotation, biological process: intracellular protein transport. Gene Ontology annotation, molecular function: GTPase activity. The record is from RefSeq and is a predicted model, not a curated record.
AGCACAUGUACUUGCUUUCAAAUGCCAAGAGAAGCUAGUUGUCAUUCGAUGUUGAUUAGUUAAUUACGCAUUUGUUUUGUGAAAUAAAUUUGUAAUAUUUAAUUAUGUGUAAGUUGAAAAAAUAAAGCAGAACUAAGCGUAAUGUCCUUUAUUUUCUUGUAUGUUGGACUGUUGCUAUGGAAACGUCCACAGAAUGUGGAAAUACAUUCCGGUUGAAGUGAAUGUGCCAUGUGAUCACGUUGAAUGCAUAACUUGUUUUUCGUGAAUGAUAGUGAUGUAUAAAUUGAAAAUACUGCUUGUUGGCCCUUGUGCUAGUGGAAAAACAGCAAUUGCAAAUUUUCUGUCAGAUGCUACAGAAAAUUCCAGUGGUGAAUACCGGCCAACGCAGGGGGUUCGGAUAUUGGAGUUUGAAAUGCAAAACUUGAAUGUCAGCAACAGAUACUUAAAGGCAGAGGUUGAGCUGUGGGAUUGCAGUGGUGACCAUAAAUUUGAAGCCUGCUGGCCAGCUCUACAGCGAGACACUCAUGGAAUUAUAUUUGUAUAUAAUCCAUCCAAAGAAGAUCAUGCAAGAGACUUAGAGCUGUUGUACAAUUAUUUUGUCACACAAACAGGAUUCAGCUACAAAAAUUGUGUUGUGUUUGCUAACCAAAAGCAGCCUGCUGAUAAGGAUGUCAAGCAUUCUUCUAAGCUCUUAAACACAUUUUCACGUGUGCCCCAAGUCUCAGUCAAUGUUGAAGAAAGUGGGAAUCGACUACGAGCAGACUUCAACAGUUUUAUAGCAUGUGUAUUAGGAGGACUGAAGGAUCGUACUGAACAAGAGGAACUCAACAUUAUUAAUAUGCAAUCUGCUUAGUACUUAUUCAGUCUAUACUCAUGUUUUUUCUGCAGUGUGAUGUGACUUAUUGGAAUAAUUUUGAUUUCCACAUAUUAAUUCAAUAUGGUUGCAUCUUGUUCUGUAGUAACACUGAUACACGUGUAGUGCAUGUCCAGAUGGAAAGUAUCCAAAAUUAAAAAUUAUAUCUCCGAAACUAAUUAUCUUACAUAUAUCCGGUUUAUAUCAUCAGAAAUGAAAACUGGGGAAGGUUUCUUUUUUAUGCCCAGCUUAUGUGCAUAGCCUUCAUAGGCUUCUGGGAUUCAUAUUAAAAUCAAAAAGUCACAUUACAACCAAUGGUCAGUUGGCCAAUAAGUCUUGGUGUCAAGCCCCUUCUGGGGCCCAAGAACAGAUUUUUGUUACUGUCAGUUGCAGCUUUGUCAGUGUGGGUGCCCUCUUUGAUGUGAGGAUGGGUCUAUGAUUUGUCAAGGUCAUAUUUAGCAGGACAUGUCAUUAUAUGCAGCCAUUUUACUUAAUGAAUUUUAAUACUGUCAUGUGAUAGAGUGACUAUAGAUGGGUUUUGGAUUGGUAAUUGCAUUUAUUGAACUUGCAGAUCCGUAUCUACAAGUAAUUUUAACCAUUUCAUUCACACACCUUACAGUUCACUAAAGCACACACUUAAGUGUUCUCAGCCUGCUGUAUCUUCACAAGUCUUCUGGUAAUGGCUUCCAAUGGCAGAUUUUCCACUUCUUCUGGGUUCCUGUACUGUCCUGUCCUGAGCUAUGGCAAUUCUUGACUGACUGACUGCCUGACUGUCAAGAGUCAUACUCAGAGUUACUUCAUAACUAGCAGUUUACCACUGAUCAAUUCCUCUUGGUGCCAAGACCCUUGAGGCCCACAGCCAGAAAAAUUUCUUUUUCCUGCAGUUGAAUCCUCGUGGUCAUAAUCCUUGCGUAACACUCUCUCUGACUUGAGGAUGGGUUUGUCUCUUACAAAUAGUCUUGACAUUUGCCAAGUGUGCAUUCAUUCUGAGCAUUCUAUAUGACUUCUGCUUGUUGCCGGCACAAUUUUAUUAUAUAAUUGUAUAUAUACAGAAGGUUAAAAGUCGUGUGCAAAUGGUGGACUGAUGUGCACCUUGGAAUAUUUCCAGUGAUGCGGAGGACCUUGUUUUGCAGGUGCUGCAAUUUUAAGGUGUAGGUGUCUGCUGCAUAUUUCCAGAUGGGACAAGCAUAAAUCAUAACUGAUCUGAUCAGUGCUUCAUGGAGGGUUAGAUUAAUGUUGGCGCUUGAACACUCACUUUUGAAUAGGAAGUAGAUUCUGAUAAAUGUUCAGAAGGUCUUGGAGUCCAUGAUUUCUGUCUGCAGUCCCCAUGUAAUCUGCUCAUCGAAGAUAACAUGAAGAUAUUUUACAUGAUUGAUGAAGGGGAUAUUCCAUCCAUUCAUUGUAAAAUGAGCCCUCGCUCACACUGAACGGAAUUAAUUAACCUUUAAUAAUCCAUAAUUACUUCGGCUUUCGUGUCCGGGUGAUAUGUUAUUCCUAAACGUCCAUGAACAGCAGCUGGUGCCUUUGUUCAAGCCCUUUUCAUUCAUAAGUGAUUUAACAAUAGGCCACAGAGCUGGACGUGUGAUCUCACAGUUUCCUACUUUUGUUUUCCACUGUUCGAGUGCAUUUCUACAGGUCAUCUUUAUGAUUUUGGCGACCCAAUUAACUGCCGUUUUACAUGCUGGUUCGUGGAUUACUUGCCACAGUUUCCAUAACCACCAUUUAUGUUUUGGCAGGCUCUGCACACCAGGUAAUACGUAAUUUAUGUGUGAGAGUGUAAUUUUGCUUGUCGAUAGCCUAUUUGCAGAAGCUAUAGAGGCAGUAAAGUUGCAGGCUGCUUUGCUGGCUUAUUCCCAGAGUUAAUUUGGAUUCUAGUUGAAAUUAAUUCAGAAGCCAGGCUUUGAAACCGCUCCCAGUCUGUGAAUUUGUCAGCAGGGUCUGAAAGAUUACAUAAUUCUAACAUGAUCCAGUAAGUGGAAAAUGACUGGUAGGUGAUAUGAGUCCAUAAUAUCAGAGACAGUGACUUCUGACAGUCAGACAUUCUUGCGCACAAAAAUAUUGGGCACGUUACCAUUUCCUGCAGGAGAGUAAUGAGUGGAAAAUUGUGGUGCUGAAAUUUCAAACUCAUUUAUAUGCCGUAAAUUCGGUAGUUUCACGUCUGAAGGAUUCCAAAAUGGAUGUUGAGCAUUCAGAGGGCCUGUACUGACAUACUUAUUCUCUAAUUUCCUGUUGUGGCAGAUGCUGUUGCAUGGGGGUCUGAAGCUUUUCCCAUCUGUCUGUGAUGCCUGUGGUUGCUGAUGUUGCAUGUCUUGAUGCAGUGCAGCUGCAUAGGAAUGCUCUGGUUAGGUGAACUUAGGGAAAAACGCCCUCCCAGAGGAUCCCUUGGAAGUUCAUUGUGCUCUUUUUGUUUGAAGUUCUCCUUUUGCACUGGCUGCAGUAUUGAUAUGACGCUAGAUGAGGUUUCUCUUCUUCUGCUAUGGUGCGAUUGCAGCAGCUAGGCUUAGAUUCUGUAUUUAUCUUUUCAGGGAAAUCCCUAAACAGGUGGCCGCCGCCACACCACAAACAUCGAGGGGGUUACAUGCAUUUAGCCCAGACAUGGCCAAAGCUUUGGCAGUUGUAGCACCUCAUAAGGCCCAGUCUCAUCUCUGUAUACCUUGAUGAUAACAUUGUUAAUGCUAUUCAGCCUGCAUAUCUCUUGAGAUUUUAUGAUUCUUGUUAAGGUAACAAGGAAUAGGGGGAUGGAUUCAACGUGGGUUUGUCCAUUGGAUGAUGUUCGAGUGGCUGUCAUUUGCCUCAUGUUGAUGACGUUGAAAUCUGAGUACUCAAGGCUGGCACAUCUGGGGGAAGGUG